This is a messenger RNA of Limulus polyphemus (Atlantic horseshoe crab), 3492 nucleotides long. RefSeq names its product RNA binding protein fox-1 homolog 2-like. Bases 254 to 1360 code for a protein of 368 amino acids. Gene Ontology annotation, biological process: nervous system development; regulation of alternative mRNA splicing, via spliceosome. The record is from RefSeq and is a predicted model, not a curated record. Gene Ontology annotation, cellular component: cytoplasm; nucleus. The transcript has 12 exons. Gene Ontology annotation, molecular function: mRNA binding. NCBI's taxonomy places the organism in Eukaryota, Metazoa, Arthropoda, Merostomata, Xiphosura, Limulidae.
UAACCAUUGUGUACGUACGCUGUAGGCUAAGCACUGUGUAAUUCCAGUACUUCUAGUUUGAGAAUAAGAGUUUCACGAUCCCACAAAUUUUAGUUAGUUGUAGGCUGCAAAUAAUAUUUCACUGCUAGAUAGUUUAUGAGAUUUGAAAACACGCCGUUAUAACUAAAAUUUCGGCCUAAAGGUAGAUUCGAUAUUUAAAGUAAGAUAAGAAGUUUGUUUGUCGUAACUAAGCCUUAUCCUUGUAAAUUUGAAAAUGAUCAAUGGUGAACCCGAACAAACUGACGCUAAAAGUAAAGAUGAUCAAGGAAACAGUGCAUCUUCGAAAACGGGAAAUACUGAAAGUGAAACAUGGAACCAAACCAAUGGUAUUGCUACAGAUACGUCAGAUCUUAACGAGACAAACAAGCAAAUGGUUCACACGCAACUGCCUGCUUCUUAUGGUCCAUAUCCAUUAAAUGGUGAUGAGUCAAUUGGUCAACAACGGAGUGACCAGAAAGAUGCAUUUAACACUCAGGUGGUGACCGUCAGUGGUGUAGAACAGCAAACUCAAACAGAUUUAGAAUUAGAAUUUUCAUCAGGGAGCCAAGGAAAAGCAGCCACCCAAACAACAACAAAUGGGAUAGAUACUUCCAAGUCCAACCAGCCAAAACGCCUUCAUAUCAGUAACAUCCCAUUCCGAUUCAGGGAUUCUGAUCUCAGGCAAUUGUUUGGACAAUUUGGUCCAAUACUAGACGUUGAAAUUAUUUUUAAUGAACGAGGCUCAAAGGGAUUCGGUUUUGUAACUUUCGCAACUAGUGCGGAUGCUGAUCGCGCACGAGAGCAAUUGAACAGCACGGUGGUUGAGGGACGCAAAAUAGAGGUCAAUAAUGCUACAGCAAGAACUCAAACCAAGAAAUCUCCAACCAUCCCAAAUGUUGCUGCCUUGCGAGGAGUAGCAAUCCAGAGAGGUCGAGCACGUGGUGUUUUUGCUAGACAUCCUUCACCACUUACAGCUGCAGCAGCUGCUGCUACUGCUCUGCAUGGUUAUGCUCCACUCAUUUCACCAGCUAGUAUCUAUCAAGACCCCUUUCUGGCUUAUGCAGGAGCUGAAAGAUACCAGUUACCUGCCACUUAUGCAGCUACUGCAGCUUAUACAGCAGCUGCAGCCCGAAGUUAUGCUGCUGCAGCAGCUGCUGCUCAGCCAGUUGCUACAUAUGCAGCAGUAGCAGGAUCCCCAUCCCUCUACUAUGCAUAUGGUAGAGAGUUUACAGACCCAUACCUAGGGCACAGUAUUGGUCCAGUUGCUGGAUAUGGGGUGAGCUCAGCUUUGAAUAAGGCUGCAGUCUACCGGAGUGGAUACAAUAGGUUUACCCCGUAUUAAGUUGGAGAAGCCUGGUUUUAGUUUGCAACAACUUUUAUAUAAAAGCUCAGAUUUGUUACCAGGACGAAAAAGAAUCUGAUAUUGAUUAUUUUUGUGACAUCGACUGCACCGGACAGUGUGAUGGGAUUUUAUGAACUGCCUAUAUUCACAUGUAAUACUCGCACACCUUCAAAGCUUUUUAUCAUUCACUAUUUAUUCAUGAUCUGUUUUUAAUGAAAGUCCAUGUAAGUUGACCCAUGUUUUUGUGUAUGCCUCUAUCAUUGUAUCUCUUUGUUACCUUAUAUUGUGCAGUGUUAAGUGGGUUUUUGCAUAUAUUUACCAAAGUCUGAAAAUAAGUAUUAGUUUGGCUUCCGUGUUAAAGGAACGAGGCUUUACACCAAGUUCUAGUCACGAAAGAUUUUUUUCUCACUUUGUUUGUUUAAUUACUAUUUCCAAAUUGGUUGUUCCAUUCAAAAACAAGGCUUACUGAUUCUAAAAUUAUAACACUAUGCAUUUUCUUCAUUCAAUUUUACUUUAAAAUAUCUUUGAUGUUGUAUUGAUCUCUUACUGAAACAUAUUCGUAAUGGUUGCGACAUAAUUCAUUUAAAUCUAUGGACUUCCAUAUAUAAUAAGUAAUGUUAUGAUUUAAAACUUUAAGAAAAGACAGUUACACUUAACAAAGACUGCUGUUUACUAUAUAAUGAAGGAACCGUUUGUUUCUUCAGUGCAUUGUUUGCAGAAUUAGGUAGAAAAUGUUUGUUUUACAUAGUAUAGGCAACUAUGAUAACUAAAACUAAUUUAUUGAUAGAUCUUGUGUGACAUAAUUGUUGGUUUUGUAAGCAAUCAAAAUGAUCUGAAGUACUUCUAUUUCACCUUAUUACUGUUUAAUCUUAUUUUGUGUUUGUCCCUUAACAUUUCAACAGAGUAAAUGUUACUAUUUUUCCAUGUUCACAGAAUGGUAUGUUGUUUGUUGGUUAGGAGCGCACAUGGAUGUUAUAACCUAGGCUAUAUCGUGUGGGUAAACUCUGUAAAAAAAAGGGGGGGAAUAAUUAUUGAGACAUUACCAAAGAGAUUACACCUCUUGCACAAUAACAAGAAAAUGGCAGCUUUACAAUUAUUAUUUGUUUUUGCAAUCUUUGUUGAGAUUCAAUGAGAUUUAUCACCAUCUAUGUUCAUGGCAGUUAUGUGUGCAGAAGUUUCACAUAAAAUCCAAACUUCUGUGUUUCCCUCAGACUUGGGUAACAAACCUCGCUGUUUUAGUAAGUGUAUGUAACAAGACUAUCAUGACUAGUUUAAAUUUGAUGCUUUUCAAAUCAUGGUUUAUUAAUAUGUAUGUAGUUGUCUUAUUUCCUUAUUGGGACAGAGGAAUUUACCAUGAAGUGAUUAGGAUUAUAGAAAGUUGAAAAUUUAGUGAAGGAUUUAAAGAGAGAGUGCCACCGCAGCUCAUCUAUUUAUAUAUUAUGUUUACUAUUCUUUGAUUGCAUAACAAAGGGAUACAUACCAUCAAUAGAUUGUAGUAAUGAUGAACUACAAAGGUGAAUUUCUUAUUAGUAUUAUAAGCUUCCUGUACACUUAUAAAUAGUAUAAAAAUUUUCUUUUUCACUCUCUCUCUUUGACAUCGUUAGAGCAGGAAUCGAACCUUUACAGUUGGUAGACAAAUUACUAGUUAAGGUCAGUAAAGUAUAGGCGGACUAGUCAAUAUAAUGAUGAAAACCUAACCUGUUAAUAAUUCUUGCAGUAGCAAAGAAUACUAGUAUUAGUGAAUUAAUCAUACAAUACUCUUUGUAUGUCUGUUUACACGUCUCAAAUUUUUGGGUUUAAUAAAAAAACAAAGCUGAUAUGGACUGUUGAAUUACUGGUACAACAGGAUUCUUCACGUGUGCUAUUGAAUAGUUAUUCGGAAGUUUUUUAUCUUGCCGAGCUGGAAGGCAUAGACUGUAUCCUCUCAUUACUGUAGAGUCAACUGACCUAUAUUAUAGUAGUAAUAUUCACGUAUUAAAUUGUCUUGUGUAUUAUAUAUAUAUACAUCUUCAUCUCAAUGAUCAGACCUCUAGAGUAGUGUAUUAUUAUUUUAUUUAUUGGUUACUGUAUCAAGUUAUGUAUACCAAUGUGUGUUAAAAUUAAAUUCUAAGAAUCUCCUCUUUUUUUUUUUU